Messenger RNA from Musa acuminata AAA Group (dessert banana), 5888 nucleotides. RefSeq names its product respiratory burst oxidase homolog protein B. Gene Ontology annotation, molecular function: peroxidase activity; calcium ion binding; NAD(P)H oxidase H2O2-forming activity. The record is from RefSeq and is a predicted model, not a curated record. The transcript has 14 exons. Lineage: Eukaryota; Viridiplantae; Streptophyta; Magnoliopsida; Zingiberales; Musaceae. Gene Ontology annotation, cellular component: plasma membrane. Bases 3033 to 5762 code for a protein of 909 amino acids.
GAUCCUGAGGUGAAGAGAUGCUGUGUGCUCACAUGUGCAGCAUAUUCCUUGCAAAACGUGAUGUUGCAGAUGGAAAAAUUGGAUGGGAGGAAGGAACAAGGAAAAGAAGAAAGAGCUUGUGAGGCUGUGAGCUUUCAGCUUUCGAGGUGCUCCAUGAUGCUCUCUCGCACAGCACUUCUUUUUCUUGGAGUCUUAGUGGGGUAGAGAACGCAGAGGAUUGCAGACAUGCACAGUGCAAUGGGCAUUCCCAAGGUAUGUGCGGUCCGCAAUUUAGAUCCAAUCUAAAACGAAGGCAGAACGACGAGAUCUUCUCGGCAUUAUGAGUCCACCUCACCUUGUCGUGUUGACAGGGCGAACAUGUUCCUCUCUUGCACGGUCGGGAUGCAGAAGCCGGACGGCAGUAGGGCCUGCUUAAAUGUGCAUGUCCUUUUACACGAACAUGACUCCUCCAUGGCCGCUCCACCAUCAAUCAUGCGAGCGCUGCAUCAACAGCUGUUCACGUAUAUCCACAGUAAUUCCAGAUCUCCUUAGACCGAAGUGAGCGAUUCGGCACGCGUCGACGCUCCUGCAAGCAGACAACGGCAGACUUGGCCCAAAACAGAGAAGUCAUCGGGGUGUUUUCUUCUUCUUCUUCUUUUGAGAGAACUCUUGAUCACAAGUUGCUUUCAAGUAUUCCACCAUCAAUUGCAGCUCGCCUUGUUCCUCUGUGUCUGUCUCUCUCUCUCUGCAUUUCAGAAAAGCAUGCAGUCGCCUCCCUACUCGGAAGUCGGAACUCUGUUCGAAAUGGGUGAAGCAAUUAUUGUCCUUGUUCACUGUUAGUCCUCAGUUGUCCUCAUCACCGUAUUAUCCAUCGAAUCCUGCAACUCUGUGGCCAUUUCAGGGAAUUCCACCUGACGUAGAUGGAUGAAGAAUAUGGCCGACUCAUACAUACUAUUCUUUGAGGACAUGACAUGAACUCACAGCAAGCAUCACGAUUCAGAUUUUGUUUACCUAGCAGACAUUUUUAGCAUGGUAGUAACCGCGUUCUUCAUCUGAUGCUUUCUGGUUCUACCCAUCCAGUUUUAGAUUUCUCGAAUGGAAUCGGAUUCAAAUGGACAAUACCUGCUUUACCUAAGAAAGAGCCGUGAUUGAUGUGAGAUCAUUUGCACCACUUGGUGCCUAAAGCAUCCAUUGAUGCCUUCCUCACCUUUGUUUCUUAGCUUUUGGAAGAGGAUUCCUCCAUCUGCCCACUCCAUGUCCGCUUGCUUCCCUUUUCCUUUCCGCUAUUCUCAAACUUCGGAUGUGACUCAGAGCUCUCACAGCUCCCUCACCAAAAGGCACAUCAGCUCCCAUAUAUAGGACAGCUUUUGGGGUGCAAAGGGUGGCCAUCUCACCUGGCUGAUCUGAGUACGCAGGCAUCUGCUGCACUCCAAAUAAAAAGGUCAUUUCCUAUACUGCUUGUGAUGUGUUCUUUGUCCUUUUCUAACGUUGCUAAUUCAGCUCGGAGGUGGUGAGAGAAGCAGCAAAUUAAUGAUGGCAGAGGUGUGAGGUCUCCAUAUUCAUCGAACAAAGGCAAUAGAAUCCUCGAUGCUUCAUCAUCACACUGUCCUGUCCUAAGACAUCUUUUGAACAAGCUACUGCCAUUUCCCAAUCUUUUCUGCCAGUGCUCAUCGUGAAGACAGUUCAAAGAUGACAGAAUUUUACCGUUCAUUGGGUCAAGAGUAAAGCAGAAAUGAUAUCAGUAGAUUCUGAUGGCUACAGGUGAUGCAAAAGUUUUAAGAUUGUGUUAUCACUCAGCAUCACGGGAAACACAAGAAUUCAUGGCUUCGGCAAACACCAGCAGCUUAGGAUGCCGCAUAGACUGACAAAUGUUUUAAGAGAGAGAGAGAGAGAGGGGUUUCUGGUACGGUCGUCCAAACCAUCGAGGCGCGUAAACACGCAAAGUGUUUUUGGCAGCAGAAACACCUGCGCCGAAUCAAAAAAAUGUUUUGGCUCGCGAAACAAUGUACCGUAUCACCUUCGCCGCGCAGGAACCGUGGGCUCCACAGACGGGCCCGUGUCAGACCGAAUCGCCGUUCGUUCAGGUGAGGCGGGCAACACAUGGGCGAGUCGUACGAAAUAACCACUGCGCGUGAGGAUUCGUUUCACCAAACCCACAUCAUUUCCUUUGUUUCACGCGGUACCGUUGACAUGCACCGUCAGAUGAGUUCGUGAAGUUCUAUCUGGGACGCACUGUUAUACGCGUAAUAAUUGUGCGUAAGAAUUGGUCGUAUAAGAACAUACCAUACCUAAUGGAAACAUCUUUUAUUACUUAUUUAUAUUUAGUUUGAUUUCUUCCCCCUCCCUCCCUCCCUCUCAUCUGCCACUUUCUUCGUCGGUCUUUUUCCCCAAACCCCCUUCCUCGUCCCGCCCACCUCCGCCGAUCCGCCGCAAUCUCUUCCUUCUCCGUCACCUCUGGUUUCCAUUGACCUCUUCGAGUGCUUCCACUGAACCUGGAUAUAGUUACGCCUUUGGCUAUCCGAGAUCGAUCGCCCCUUCGAGAAACCCUCGUACGUCGUCCGCCGGUCCCACCGAUGGAAGAACAGGCAUCUCGCCAACCCAUUAAUAGAAGCAGGCCGGACGGAAGCAGCAAUCCAUUACUCAAGGAGCAGAGAGAGCAUGCGAAGACAAUGAGCUUCUGGAGAAGGAAGAAACAGCCUCCAAGGAAACAGUCAUAAAACACGAGAGGCCGCCCUUCUAUUGGUUGAAAGCACCGGGCAUGCGACACGCGUGGCCGGAUCACCGCUCCGAGGAAAUUUCCAUGGAUAGAGAGGUAUCGACGACGUCAAAAGGCCACGCAUUUUGACUCGCCCUCGUCAAGUCCCAUGAACGUCCACCACUCCCCUUUGCACCUGAGGCCUCCACGAGAUGGUUCUCAUGGGCAUAAGUACGAGGACAUGCCUCGCCUCCAAGACAUCCCUAAGCCUAAUCUCCCAUUCCUUUCCCUUCUCUUGUGGACCAACACUUCGCUUGUCUGGUUCGUGAGUUGAAGAGAAAGCAGAGUGACGCUAAGGAUGGGAGCCGCCGACGGACACCAGUCGUCUGCCAUCGUUGAGACGGAGAGCGUCGGCAGCGACCAGGUGGGCUUCAGUGGCCCGCUCAAUAAGCACGGCGGCGGCAGCAACCGUAAGAGUGCUCGCUUUAACCUCCCUCCCCAUGCCGCAGCCCCCGUCGACGGCGAGACCUUCUUGGAGAUCACUCUCGACGUGACAGACGACAGCGUCGCGGUCCACAGCGUCAAGCCGGCGGCCGGUGGAGUGGGAGGGAAGGCGGAGGACCCGGAGGAGGUCUCGCUGCUGGUGCAGAAGCUGGAGCGGCAAUCCGCGUCGUUCGGGUCGUCGGUGCUCCGCUCCGCGUCGUCGCGGAUCCGGCAGGUGUCGCAGGAGCUCCGGCAGCUUGCCUCGCUCACCAAGCGCCCGGCCGCGCCCCGGCUCGACCGGUCCAAGUCGGCCGCCGCCCACGCGCUCAAGGGCCUCAAGUUCAUAACCAAGGCCAACGGCGCCGCCGGAUGGCCAGCCGUCGAGAAGCGCUUCGACCGGCUCUCCGUUGACGGCGCCCUCCACCUCUCCCUCUUCGGCCAGUGCAUAGGCAUGAAGGAGUCGUCGGAGUUCGCGGGAGAGCUAUUCGACGCACUAAAGAGGAGGAGAAGCAUCACCGGAGACAAGAUAACCAAGGCGGAGCUGAGGGAGUUCUGGGAUCAAAUCUCCGACCAAAGCUUCGAUUCUCGCCUCCAGACCUUCUUCGACAUGGUGGACAAGGACUUGGACGGAAGGAUCACAGAAGAGGAGGUCAAAGAGAUCAUAUCGCUGAGUGCUUCGGCCAACAAGCUCUCCAAGAUCCAAGAAAAGGCGGAAGAGUACGCCCGCCUCAUCAUGGAGGAAUUGGACCCAGAUAACGUCGGCUACAUCGAGAUAUACAACCUGGAGAUGCUGCUGGUGCAAGCGCCGAGCCAGUCGAUGCAACUUGCGACGACCAACAGCCGCAACCUCAGUCAGCUGCUCAGCCAGAGGCUGAAUCCGACGCAGGAGCGCAACCCGCUCAGGCGGUGGUACCAGCGGGCCAAGUACUUCAUGGAGGACUACUGGCAGCGGGUAUGGGUGGUGGUGCUGUGGCUCUGCGUCUGCGCCGCCCUCUUCGCCUGGAAGUUCGUGCAGUACCGCCGCCGCGCGGUGUACCACGUCAUGGGCUACUGCGUUUGCGUCGCCAAAGGCGGCGCCGAGACACUCAAGUUCAACAUGGCGCUCAUCCUCCUCCCCGUCUGCCGCAACGCCCUCACCUGGCUUCGCACCAGGACGAAGCUCGGCAAGGUGCUCCCCUUCGACGACAGCCUCAGCUUCCACAAGGUGGUCGCGGCGGGCAUCGCAGUGGGCUUGGGGCUGCACGCGAUCGCGCACCUGACGUGCGACUUCCCGCGGCUGCUUCACGCGACGGACGCGGAGUACGAGCCGAUGAAGCCCUUCUUCGGGGACGCCCGGCCGAGCGACUACUGGUGGUUCGUGAAGGGGACGGAGGGGUGGACGGGGGUGGCCAUGGUGGUGCUGAUGGCCGUGGCCUUCAUUCUCGCCACCCCCUGGUUCCGCCGCGGCGCCAUCAGCCUGCCCAAGCCCCUGCACCGCCUCACCGGCUACGACGCCUUCUGGUACUCCCACCACCUCUUCGUCAUCGUCUACGUCCUCCUCGUCAUCCACGGCUACUUCCUCUAUCUCACCAAGAAAUGGUACAAGAGAACGACCUGGAUGUAUGUGGCGAUCCCGGUGGUCCUCUACGCGAGCGAGCGGCUGACGAAGGUGAUGAGGGCGAAGAUCCAAGUGGUGAAGAUACUAAAGGUGGCGGUGUACCCGGGCAACGUGCUGGCUCUCCAUGUAUCCAAGCCACCGGGCUUCACGUACCGAAGCGGGCAGUACAUCACCGUCAACUGCGCCGCUGUCUCCCCCUUCCAAUGGCAUCCGUUCUCCAUCACGUCGGCUCCGCAAGACGACUACAUCAGCGUCCACAUACGGUCGGCGGGCGACUGGACCAGUCAGCUGAUAGAGGUGUUCUCCAAGGCGUGUCAGCCAUCGACCGCUGGGAAAAGUGGGCGGCUGAGAGCUGACAUCAAUGACGGCAGCGACGAUGGAGUGAGUCCAAGCUUCCCAAGAGUGCUAAUCGACGGGCCAUACGGCGCGCCGGCACAAGAUUACGAGAAGUACGAGGUGGUGCUAUUGGUGGGGCUGGCAAUCGGCGCCACCCCCUUCAUCAGCAUCGUCAAGGACAUCCUCAACAACAUAAAGCAGCGGGACGUCGAGGAGGGCGGCGGCGGCCGGUCCUCGACGGAGGCGAACUCGUUCAGAACGCGGCGGGCUUACUUCUACUGGGUGACACGGGAGCAGGACUCGUUCGAGUGGUUCAGGGGGGUGAUGGACGAGGUAGCGGAGGCGGACGCGCAGGGCGUCAUCGAGCUCCACAACUACUGCACCAGCGUGUACGAGGAGGGCGAUGCCCGCGCCGCCCUCAUCGCCAUGCUGCAGUCCCUCAACCACGCCAAGCACGGGGUGGACGUGGUGGCGGGCACCCGCGUCAAGUCCCACUUCGCCCGCCCCAACUGGCGCAGUGUCUACAAGCGGAUCGCGCUCAACCACCCCGACCAACGCAUAGGUGUGUUCUACUGCGGUAAACCGACACUGGUGAAAGAGCUUCGGCAGCUGGCGCAGGAUUUCUCGCACAAGACCACGACAAAGUUCGACUUCCACAAGGAGAACUUCUAAGCAAACGCACGCCAAUAGUAUUUUUACCUAACAGCCCAAGUUUAACUGCAUAAGUCUGUUCUACCUACAAAAAAAAAAAAAAUUAAACAAAGGGCAUCUUCAUCAAUCAUUAAAGGCUUAACAUUA